Molecule: messenger RNA, 762 nt
Organism: Camellia sinensis
Lineage: Eukaryota; Viridiplantae; Streptophyta; Magnoliopsida; Ericales; Theaceae
Source: RefSeq, a predicted model, not a curated record
AUGGCCGAGGUUUUUGCUGCCUUUUGGUACUCCAUCAUAGGCCGUCUCCUCUGCACCAACAGCAGAAAGGAAGAUCAGAAGGAGGAAAAAAGUGGAGUUCAGAUUUUUGAUCUCCAGCAUUUUGAUCUUUACAGUCCUCAUCAACCAAUGUCCGCGUCUUUGGCGUUCACGACUGAAGCCAUGAGGCUGUUGGAGGAAGAACAGAAAGAGAAGGACCCGUUGAAGCCAAAGCAACCGAUGUCUGCGUUUUUCAUAUUCAGAAAUGAGCUAAGAGCAGAGAGCAAGUGUGGCUGGGAGGUCAUUGAAGAAUGGAACAACAUGACAGAGAAACAGAAGAAGCCAUAUGAAAAGAUUGCAAAGCAAAACAUGGAAAAAUAUUUGGAAGAAAUGGAGGCUUACAAGCAGAGGAAGGAGGAAGGUGUAAAUAAAAAGCUCCAGCAAGCUGUUGAGUGGCCUUUAAAACAUUCUGCUGCAUUUUCAAGGCUUGGAGUAUCACCUGUUUGUGGGAUUCUUCUUCACGGACCUCCAGGGUGCUCAAAAACCACCCUUGCCAAAGCUGCUGCUCAUGCUACCCAAGCUUCUUUUUUUUCCUUGAGUGGUGCAGAAUUAUAUUCAAUGUAUGUUGGAGAAGGUGAAGCUUUGUUGCAUAAUACGUUCCGGAGGGCUCGCCUUGCGGCACCAUGCAUAAUUUUCUUUGAUGAGGCAGAUGUUGCUGCCAAACGCCUCCCAUUUAUUUCUCUUGUCAAGUUCAUGAAAAUGUAG